Messenger RNA from Cyclocybe aegerita, 549 nucleotides. Lineage: Eukaryota; Fungi; Basidiomycota; Agaricomycetes; Agaricales; Hemipholiotaceae. The record is from the annotation of a GenBank genome assembly.
AUGCCACCCAACGUAUCGGACUCGGCAAGACUACCAGCUGCAGCGAGAGUAGAAGAAUCAAGCAGCACGCAUUCGGAAACCGGCCUCGAGGUCACCCUCGAUGCUGGCACACCCCAAUCCCAGUGCUAUAUAUUCUCAUCUCAGACCCUCUCCAUGCAUCACGCAGGACGCCUGCGAGCGACAGUCAACCGCGCGUUUACGCUUGGACUCGAAGAAGACUUCGCUCCGUGGAUUAGUGGAGGACGACACGCUCCACCCUUAUUCCAGAGUCGUGCACGCCUCGUCGACUUGCUAGCUCCUAGGCUUUCUCCAUUCUCUCCGAGUGCUACUUCGAUCCCCAGGAUGUCACGCUACCCUAGCAUGCACGCACGCACCCCCAGCUCGGCGUCGGCGUCGGUGUACACGCGGAACGGCGCUGGAGGCAACACGCGCUCCUGGGUCUAUCCUUACAACCAGAACGUCGCACCUGCACCUCCUACUCGACCGGCCGGACCACCCCCAGCAACACCCUCUUUCCCUCCCGCACCUCUACUGGAAACACAACCAUGA